CAUUGACUGUCCCACAUUCAGAGCCCCUGUUUACUGUUUCAGAAUCAGGCUUAGCUUGAACAGAGUGGGACUCCACAGGAUAUCAUAUGCCGAGCUGAGGAGAAGGGCAGAAGAUCGAGACAGAGAGAGAGAGAGGGAGUGAGAGAGUGAGAGGCUUAGGGGGAAGAGAGAGAGGGGGUCGACUGAUAGGAAAGAGAGGAAAAGAGGAGAGAUUCAGGGAAGCAAAAUAAAUUACUUUCUUUGAGAGAAAAGGACCAAACAGAAGAGGAGAGAUGACUGAGGCCCUUUCUAGUCCCAGAAGGUCUCUGGUUCACAGCCACCUGAUGGGGAUGCUGCUGCUGUCCUUCUGGAUCCAGACCCAUCCAGGGGCUGGCAUGGUGAAGGUGGAGGAGGUCCAGAUGGGAGGUGGGGAGACGAUCAGCCACUCCCUGGCCCUGGUUCAACGGCUGGAAGCCCUGCUGGCCCAGGGGAACGGCAGCGACGUGACCCUACGGGUUCAGACAGUGGAAACAGAGCAGGUGAAGGUGGUCCAGGCCCAUUCCUUGGUUCUGUCCCUUCAGAGCCCUGUGUUUGAGGAGCUGCUGGUCAGUCGCAACGGCACAACUCUGGUUCUGUUGGAGACCACCGAGUGUGCUGACGUUUUUGACAAGUUCAUCAGGUACCUGUACUGUGGACAGAUAUCCCUACGUCUGGAGCAGGCCACCCCUCUACACAAACUGGCAACCAAGUAUCGUGUCCAGGGCCUCCAGCACGGAGUCAGUCAAUACAUGACCCAGAACCUGGCUGUCCACUCUCCGUCUGGACACGUCGUGGGAUGGUAUGAGUAUGCCCUGCAGACCGGAGACGAAGCCCUGAGGGACAGCUGUCUACAGUACCUGUCCUGGAACCUGUCCUCCAUCCUGAGGACUAAUGAGUGGACCUCCGUCAGCAACCAGCUGCUCAUGACCCUACUGAAACGCUCAGACCUUAUCCUGCAGAGUGAGAUGGAGCUGUUCGCAGCGCUGGAGGCCUGGAUCAACCAGAACGAGCCAGAUGGUCUGAUGGCGGAGAACGCCCUCAGGGCCGUGCGCUACGCCAUGAUGCCCCCGCGGGAGCUGUUCCGUCUCCAGACCCAGUCCCCACUUCUGGCUCGCUACCAGGAGUCCGUGCGUGACCUCCUCUACCUCUCCUACCAGUUCCACUCCGCCUCCCCCCUCCACAUGGCCAAAUACUUUGACGUGAACUGCAGCCUCUUCACGCCCAGGAACUACCUCUCCGUGGCCUGGGGGAGUCCGUGGGUCAUCAACAAUCCGACCCGGGACGACCGCAGCAUCAGCUUCCAGACACAGCUGGGUCCCAGCGGUCAUGACGCUAACAAGAGGGUGACCUGGAACGCCCUGUUCUCGCCUCGCUGGCUUCCCCUCAGCAUGAGGCCCAUGUUCUCUGAGCAGGGCUCCAUGCAGCCCAGCCGGGUCGACGGAGGGCGCCCACGCAUCAUAAUCACCCCUGCCACGUCCAGCGCAGACUUUGCCGGCGUGAGUUUCCAGAAGACGGUGUUGGUGAUGGCGAGGCAGCAGGGCCAAAUGGUGGUGAGGCACGUCUACAACUUCCACCAAAGCACAGAGGAGACCGGGAACUUCCUGGUUGAUGCCGACCUGGUCCGCAAGACCUCCGACUACCUCACCGACAGCUCCCUGCACCUACACAUUGUGGUCAAGCCGCUCUACCAAACCCUCAUUGCUACAAAGAAAUGACCCCCCCUCCCAUUUCUUUACCCUUUGACCUGAGAAUGCACUUGUUGUUCCUCGGUGGGAUGUGAAGGGGAGCACGAGUGCCUCUUUUGGAGAUGUGUCCCUCCUCAAUCUCCAUACAAGCAGGUGGACACCAUGUAAGCUAAGCUCUGCCCUCUCAAAGCAUUACACUCAUAUCGCAAGAAUACGCAUCGUCAAGGAAGAACCCAGCUGCCCCCAUCCACAACGGGUGGGUUAAAUGAAUGAUAGUUUGAUAGCUUUUAGAGAUAUUUUGUAUUUAUUCAAGAUCAGCACGUCUUUCAAGCUUUGUUUUAGCUGUGUCUAGAAUGUUGUUUCUCUUGGUGCUAUUGUAACAGAGUCCCCUCAUGGGGAUCUUCGCCAUCCAAAAUGGUAGUCCCUCGUAGGUGCUCAUCACCAGUCUGUCCCUUUUGUAGAAGCCCUAGGCCGACAAACCAAAGUACCAGAUAGUGAAAUGAGGUUGGACUCAUUUAGUCAGUUUGCAUAGGGAAUAAAAUAAUGUUAUCAAAAACAAGUAGAUUAGGAUUGUGACUUAUCUGAAUUCAU
Molecule: messenger RNA, 2294 nt
Organism: Esox lucius (northern pike)
Lineage: Eukaryota; Metazoa; Chordata; Actinopteri; Esociformes; Esocidae
Gene: btbd17a
Product: BTB/POZ domain-containing protein 17
Exons: 6
Coding region: 273-1733 (486 amino acids)
Molecular function (GO): protein binding
Source: RefSeq, a predicted model, not a curated record